UCAGCUGGCCCUGUGCUGGCGCUCCCUGGCUGGUGCUUGGCAGGGCCCAGCACCCUUCUUGUGCCUCACAAGCUGAAUUCUGCUGGGCUGUGUCUGGGUCCCUCGCCCUUGUUCCAGAGGGAGGCAAGCACGGAGGCAGUGCUUUCCAUUGGGCCACCAUGGGCCUGGAGGCAGUGAAGGCCAGGGCGCUGCGCCUCGGGAGGCAGUCCUUCUUCUGGCUCCUGGCGGUAUUGUAUCGGUGCUGGCCAGCCUGCCUGACGCCUCCUUUGCGUUACAGACUGGUGUUUGGGAUGCUGUACCCGGCCUACGCUUCCUACAAGGCUGUGAAAACCAAGAACAUCCGGGAAUAUGUCCGCUGGAUGAUGUACUGGAUUGUGUUUGCUCUUUUUAUGGCUACCGAGACCAUCGCAGACACCUUCAUUUCUUGGUUUCCCUUCUAUUAUGAGAUCAAGAUGGCGUUUGUCGUGUGGCUGCUCUCUCCUUACUCGCGGGGGGCCAGCCUUUUGUACCGCAAGUUCAUACAUCCCACCUUGUCCCGCAGAGAGAAGGAAAUCGAUCUGCUCAUCCUGCAAGCGAAAGAGCGUGGCUACAAGACCCUUGUAAACUUUGGCAAGAAGAGCCUCAAUGUAGCGGCCUCAGCUGCUGUCCAGGCUGCAGCAAAGAGUCAAGGUGCCCUGGCUGGACGUCUGCGUAGCUUCAGCAUGCAGGAUUUGCGUUCCAUCCCUGACUCCGCUUCGGUGCAUUACACUGACCCGCUCUACCUGGAGGAACAAGAGCUCCACCGGCAGCCAAUAGGACACAGGACAGCCGCCCCACAGCUGGAAUCUGAUAGCAAUGAGGAGGAGGACUGCUGGUCGGACUCUGAGCUCUCUGCUGGUGUAAGGGGGCGCAGCAAGGACCCCUUGCUUUCUAAACCGCUGGCAAGGAGCCAGAGCCUGCGUGUCGUGAAGAAGAAGCCCCCAGUCAAAGAGGGCUCCACUCGACUGGUGCGAAGCCGCCCCAGGAAGAAGGUGGCAGAUCAGGACCGCUAGGCCCUGGCAAGGAAGCCGCAUUGGGCAAAUACUGAGACUCAUUGCCAGCGUUGGCACAUAGAAGGGCUGCGGGGGGAGCUUCACCGCUCGCGCUGCUGGCCUGGUCCAGGGCCUUGGGAUUUGCCUUUUUAGCUUACCGCAGCUAAAGUGGUCCAAAGUGUGGUGCUAAAGGUUGAGCUUCGGUUGUGGAGAGGGGCAGUUCUGAAGCAGGCCUCCAUCACUCAUGGAGGAGUCUGUGUUGGGGUCAGCAGCCUACGGGGCCUCCGCUUAUGCCUGCAGGCCAGCCCUUGGGUCACGCUUCUCUAUCUCUCUCAAAAUUGGGCCUUCAGUCACACGGGGGAUGGCCGGCCAGCCAGCCUACCUUCCUUUCUUCUGCACGGCUUUUCUGUUCACUCUUCCUCUUCUACCGCAUGCUCUUGCCGGCACCAGUAUCCUGUGCUGUCAACUGACUGCCUUCUCAAAUAGCAAGGCUGCCAGGGCAGCUUGCUGCAGGGUAUAAGGGCCUGCCUUGCCCAGGCACAGGCGCAAUUCCUGCUUUGCUCUUGUAAAGAUGGACGCUCCAUGCUGAGCCUCAGCAGGUGAUCAGUACAGCUGGAUGAGCGUUUGGGGGCCCGUCCACGUCCGCUUCUGGCUGGGGUACUAGGAUGGAAAACCAAGGACAAGCCGUAGCCUCUUGUGACCCCUCCCCUUCCUUGAUGUCACUUACGCCUCAGGCCCCUUCUCCAGUUCAAGCUCUCCUAUCUCCUCCAUCUGUUGAAGACACUAACUUGGCUACUUGCACACACCACAGCUGGCCUUAAGUGCAUUUGUAAUUGUAGGAUAUUUUUUAAAUAAACUCUCUGCUCUUGUAA
Elgaria multicarinata webbii is the source of this 1882-nucleotide messenger RNA. It is a transcript of the gene REEP4, whose product is annotated as receptor accessory protein 4. NCBI's taxonomy places the organism in Eukaryota, Metazoa, Chordata, Lepidosauria, Squamata, Anguidae. Gene Ontology annotation, molecular function: microtubule binding. The record is from RefSeq and is a predicted model, not a curated record. The transcript has 7 exons. Gene Ontology annotation, cellular component: cytoplasmic microtubule; endoplasmic reticulum membrane. Bases 159 to 1031 code for a protein of 290 amino acids.